This is a messenger RNA of Marasmius oreades (fairy-ring Marasmius), 2975 nucleotides long. RefSeq lists its product as uncharacterized. The transcript is spliced from 4 exons. Bases 232 to 2772 code for a protein of 846 amino acids. The record is from RefSeq and is a predicted model, not a curated record. Lineage: Eukaryota; Fungi; Basidiomycota; Agaricomycetes; Agaricales; Marasmiaceae.
ACUUCUCCCCAACUUCUCCCCAUACUCCAUCUCAACAGCAUUCUCCUCCAGCACUAGGUCCAACAGUCUUCUGAAAGGCUGGUCGUCAUAGCAUACAGGAGAGCAAGCAAAAGAAGGCAAUAAAGUUUUGGAAAGAAAAGAGUCCAGAGCCACUGGACAACGUGUUUUACGCCCAGCGCUAGACGAUUACAGUCGUCUUCGGAGAUCUCUUACCGAGGGCCCUGAGGAAGUAUGGCGAACCCAUUCCCAGGAUGGGGAAAUUCAGGUCGUGAUUUGGGCGCCGAGCAUAUGCCUCCAGGUAUUGAACUCACAAGAGGAGGUGUACCAGUAGGAAUUGGUGGAGGAGGGAGAAUUCCACCCCCAAUGGGUGCUUCAGGACCGGGUGCUAUAACGUAUAAUGCCUUUCCUGGGCAUACUGGCGCCUUCACGGCACCUACACACCCUACCACACUGCCAGCUCAAGGAUGGACAUACGGUCAAUACGCUCCUUCUCCCCAUUUUCCUCAUCCGACGCCAGCGAGCGCUCCUGCGUGGCAACUCCAAGCCUCACCAAACAGAAAUCCAGGUGCUCCAGAUGGGUUUUCCAGCACAGUGUGGCAACCUCCUGAGCGAAGAAGAACCGAAGGGAAUGGAUGGCUGGGCGAAGCUGACGCUCAUUCGAGAUGGAACACGCACAGAAGAAACGUUGAUCCUCGGGGAGAGGAUGACGAUAAUCGCGGGUGGGACGAUUCAGGUCGAUCUGGCGAUGACUGGGGUCGUCAACAUGCAGGACAAGAUUCUGCAGAUCUGGGAUGGGGGAGUAGUUGGGAUGAUGAGGCUAGAAGAGGUAGAAGAGAUAGGAGAGACACAUGGGCUGGAAGAGACGCCAGAGAUUGGCAGCACCGUCUUAAGCGACAGGGUUGGGGCGAUGAUGAUCUUGACGAAGAAGAUAACGAAAACGACGAUAACCUCGAGUGGGGUCACGACCCCGAGCAUGGAACAAGAAACGGAGGAGGCAAUAGUUGGUUUGACAACGCUCACCGUUCGCGAUCAAACGGCCCAGCGAACCGGCCCCAAGUGCCACCAGUGAGCAGGGACUGGGCAAAUGACAUGGAUGCCAUUCCUGAUUGGCAUCGAGAGGCACAUUUUGGAGCUACUAAUGGUCAAGAGUUUGACGAAGAAGAUAUUGAAGAUGAGAGACAUGCAAGGGAGGUCGAGGAUCGCAUGCGAGCACCUACUCCCAUAAGGAACAAACAUCGUUCAAAAUCGAGGAAACGAGAGACUGGUUAUGGUUUGCAUCAGGACCCAGAGCGCUGGGGACAACAAGGACUCGAUGGAUGGGGACAACGGGGGCUCGAAGGGCAGGGACAACAGGGACUCGAUGGUUGGGGAGAGCAAGGUGUGAAUGGUUGGGGCAGAGAGAGAGGCCCAGAAGAUCGGGCGAGGGAUGUUGAGGUCCAACGCUUACGCGCCAGAGAUCGAGAAGAGCGUCUUCACCGAGAGCAACGUGAACAUGGUCGACAGCGGAAACCUAGGGGAAACCUCGGUUGGGGCGACACCGAUGAGGAUCCUCACAGAGGCGGUGGUGGUGGAACGGAUUGGGACUUCGUGGAUGCCAUGGGCGGUUUAUCGAUAAAUGGUCGUCGUACUCCUCAUCCUAGCACGCCGCAUCAAGCUGGUGCCCUUACCCUAGCACACAAGAAGUACAAAAAGCGUUCACGUUCUGUUUCUGCUCAUCGAAAUCCUCUCUUCGACGGUUACCACGUUACCUACGAACAGCACAAAUCCCGUAAUGGCCUCUUCGGGGGACCGAGGGAGGAAGACUUACCCUUCCGCCCAAAUACGUGGCGUGAAGGCUACAGCGUAAGAAGCGGCGGAGGUGGAGUUGGAAAAGGGUGGCUUGGGAUGGGUGCGCGAAGGGGUAGCGAGGUGAAAGAGAUCAAUGACACGGUCAGAAGAACACUCCACCCGCAUCUUUCUUUCACGCCAGGUACCUCUGCAUCUGGAAUAUUCUCACCCUACUCCCCGAAUUCAGGCCCAGUUCCUCCACCGAUAUCGCUCGACCUGCGUAUAUUACCUUCCCUUCCUUAUUCACUCAAGUCGUUCCUUCCAUCUCUUCAUCUUCUUGAACUACCUCGAAGCCCCAAUACAACACCAACUCACGUUGACUUGAUGCAAUAUGCUACCCAUCCACCAACAACGCAAAUGCGCAUGUUCCACCGGCGGCUGCCAUGGUACAUUGAUGUCGUUGCCGGCACGAGUGGUAUGAAUCCAGGCGGCAGAGGAGGAUAUGUGACAGUAUGGGACGUUAUCGUGGGUUUAUACGUCAACCUCGUUGGAGGAGAAAGUACUGGAGGAGAGAGUCAAGUCAGAGCGGAAGAGUAUUGGUCUGGGGAAAUGGGCGAUCAUGUGGACGUGACUCCUCCUCCCGUAUCUGGUCCUUUACCUGGUUCGACUCCGCUUCUUGGGUCGAAUCUAGGGAUGGGAAGGAAGGCGAAAAGGAGUGCGCGAGAGCAAGUUAGCAUGAGUUGGAGGUUGAGAGGUCAGCUUGCGAGUCAGAUCAAGUAUGCGUUGGUGAUGACACAGAGCGGUAUGGAUGAUGUCGCUCAAGCUGAAGCGGUCAAAGCGGAACAGGUUGAACUACAGAGAGGUGUGAGAAGGGUUGAUUGGUUGUCGGUGGGGGCCUAUGUCGGAGCGGGUGGUGAGGGUGGUAGAAGUGAUGCGAGAGCAUUUAGAUGGCUGGGAUUGAGAAAGGCGAAACGAGGGAUGUGGGAGAUUGUGACCGAGGUUUGAACGCGAAAAUGUGAGAAUACACAGCCUCGUUUUCUCAAAGCCGUCUUUCGUUUUUCUUUCGCUCUCGUAUAACGCUCAUCCAUAAGUCUUUUCUGUAUUCAUGCUUUCCGUCAUCUUUUUCGCUCUCAGGAACCAGUGUUUCCGUGAACCUAUCUGCAUAACUUGUACAUAACUUAUACAUUUUCUGUGUAUGUAUCGUUGAA